Sphaerodactylus townsendi is the source of this 666-nucleotide messenger RNA. Its product is annotated as putative transcription factor Ovo-like 1. Gene Ontology annotation, biological process: epidermal cell differentiation; regulation of transcription by RNA polymerase II. Gene Ontology annotation, molecular function: DNA-binding transcription factor activity, RNA polymerase II-specific; RNA polymerase II cis-regulatory region sequence-specific DNA binding. Lineage: Eukaryota; Metazoa; Chordata; Lepidosauria; Squamata; Sphaerodactylidae. The record is from RefSeq and is a predicted model, not a curated record. Gene Ontology annotation, cellular component: nucleus.
AUGCUCAGAGCUUUCCUGGUGAAGAAGUUGUGUGUUUUCAUCGGCAAGAGGAACUGGAGCGAACUUCCCAAUGAAGAAAGGGGAGAGAUUUACAUCCCAGUCUCGCUGGGGGGUAUUCCCUGGAACGUCCUGGAGCCUCCCAUCACGGAACCUCCUUCGUUCUCGACGCUGCUGGGCAUGACAAUACGAGACUCCAGCUACAUGGCAGCACAGCCCCAUGGUAUGGCCCAGGUCCAUAGUGGGAUACCCCAGGAUGGAGAGACAGGAUUCUUGCACCCCAAGAUUAAGGUGACCCACGGCAAAGGGCCAGGUGAGCAGUUGUCUUGCCCCAUUUGCCAGAAAGGGUUCUCCUACCAGCGGAUGCUGAACUGCCACUUGAAAUGCCACAGCCAAGUGAAACAGCAUCUGUGCCCCUAUUUCAAUAAAAACUUCAAUGACACCUUUGACCUCAAACAUCAUGUCCAGGUGUUCAACUCCGUGUGUGAACUCUGUGACAAGGCUUUCACCCAAUGCUGUUCCCUGGAAUCCCACCUAAAAAAGAUCCAUGGGGUGCAACAAAGGAGCACUGUGCCAAGCUGUAUAUUGCUGAUAUCGCAGAAAGCAGCUCCAGCUCAUCUCCUUUUCCUAAUCCUAUAUUAUCAAGUGACCUUUCCAUUAACAAAGUGA